Vidua chalybeata is the source of this 6103-nucleotide messenger RNA. RefSeq names its product transmembrane protein 201 (gene TMEM201). Gene Ontology annotation, cellular component: nuclear inner membrane. Gene Ontology annotation, biological process: nuclear migration along microtubule. NCBI's taxonomy places the organism in Eukaryota, Metazoa, Chordata, Aves, Passeriformes, Viduidae. The transcript is spliced from 11 exons. The coding region runs from base 1 to 1977 and encodes 658 amino acids. The record is from RefSeq and is a predicted model, not a curated record. Gene Ontology annotation, molecular function: lamin binding; actin filament binding.
AUGGACGGAGCCGGGCUGGGCGUCACCGCCUGCGCCGCGGCCGCGGGGCUGCUGCUCUACCGCAUCGCGCGGAGGAAGAAGCCCACGCACGUGACGGUGAACUGCUGGUUCUGCAAUCAGGACACGGUGGUGCCCUACGGGAACCGCAACUGCUGGGACUGCCCCAACUGCGAGCAGUACAACGGCUUCCAGGAGAAUGGAGACUACAACAAGCCCAUCCCUGCCCAGUACAUGGAACACCUUAACCACGUUGUGUCGGGCAGUCCGACUUUCUGUGACCCUACCAAACCACAGCAGUGGGUGAGCAGCCAAAUUCUGCUCUGCAAGAAAUGCAACAACCAUCAAACCAUGAAAAUCAAACAGCUGGCUUCAUUCUCACCAAGGGAGGAGGGCAAGUACGAUGAGGAGAUUGAGGUGUACAAGCACCACCUGGAGCAGACCUACAAGCUGUGCCGCCCGUGCCAGGCUGCUGUGGAGUAUUACAUAAAACACCAGAACCGGCAGCUGCGGGCGCUGCUGCUCAGCCACCACUUCAGGCGCCGGGAGACGGACAAGAGCUACGCCCAGAAUUUGUGUUCCUCCUCCUCUUGCACUUCCAUCACCACGCCAGCUCAGGUGGUACUUCUGCGGUUCCUGGCCUUCCUCAGCUGCGUGUUCCUGGUUCUGAUGGCCUUGUACGGGUCAGGCGACCCCUUCUCCCUCAGCACAGCUGUCCCCGCUCCUGUCCCCUCCGGCCCCGCGUCCGUGCGGAACAGGACUGGCACGAGCCCCCGCGGUGACAGUGGCAGUGACAGUGGCAGUGACAGUGGCAGCUGGGGACGGGGCUGGCGGGAGCUGCUCCACCUGCUCCCAGAACGCCUGCUGGAGAGCCUGAGCGCGGCGUGGGCCUACGGCAAGAAUCACCAGAUGGCAGUGGCUGUGCUGGGGCUCUUCACCUGCCUGCUGGCCAUGUUCCUGGCUGGGCGCAUCAGGCUCCGGCGAAUCGAUGCGUUUGCCUCAGUCCUGUGGUUCGGAGUGAUGAGCCUGCAUUUGGCCGAGCGGUACCUGAAGACAGACACGCCCAGCUGGCUGGACACGGCCAAGUUUGGCACCACGUCCCUGUGCUGCCUGGUGGGCUUCACCGCAGCCGUGGCCACACGGAAGUCAACGGGCCAGCGGAGAUUCCGGCCCCGAAGGUACCUCUCUGGGGACUCCAUUACUGUCUUUCCCAGCAGCCCUGGCACAGCCUUCCCUUCACCUGCCACGUCUCUGUUUGUGCCAACACCACCCAGCAUCCUCCACCUGACGAACCAGCAGCUCUUCAGGUCCCCACGCAGAACUGCCUCGUCCUCUCUUCCCGGCCGUCUCAACAGGGCGCUCUCGCUGGGCACCAUCCCCUCGCUGGCCCGGGCAGAUUCUGGUUACUUGUUCAGUGGAAGCCGGCCGGCCUCGCAGUCAUCCCAGUCCAAGGAAUGCCCAACAUCAGAUCCCUUCUCCCUGCUGGCGGGCAGCCGUGCCCCCUCCCGCAUGCCGUCCCCGGCGCCGUCGGUGGCCGGCUCGGUGACCUCCAGCUCGGGCUCGCUGCGCUUCCGCCGGCCGCUCAUCAGCCCCGCUCGCCUCAACCUGCAGGGACAGAAGCUGCUGCUGUUCCCGGCGCAGAACGAGGCCCUGCUGACCCCAAGCGGCUCCGAGGAGCACACCCACUCCGACAGCAACGCCUUUGCCCCCGAGCUGCCCGGCUUCCCCAGGAAGAGCCUCGGCGUGCCCGAUAUGAGAUCUGCUGUGGAAGGGGGGAGUAUCUGCAGUGAUAAUUCCAUCAAAAAGGAGGAUCACUCGUCACACUCAUCUACCUGUGUGGUAGACACAACUACCAAAGGGGAGGAUUUGGCAGGCUGGAGAGGUCGCUUUGGUACCUCUGCUCUCCGGGGCCUGCUGGCCGUGAGCCUGACCCUCAACGCUGUCUUCACAUCAGCCUAUGUCUACAGGAGCCUGCGCUGACUUGUGCCAGCAGCACUCCCUUUCUCUCUGGUUCCACCUGGUCCUGAGGAGAAGACAACAACUCAACCAUGGCUUCGUGGCCAAGGCCACGCCACCGGUGCAUGCUGUUCAUCAAAAAACUACUGUACACUCAACUGGCAUGAAAAUGAACCUGGGCAGCUGCUGCCAUCACUUCCAGGUGGAACAUAUCCCAGGACUGUCCCUGGACUGGCAGGCAGAAUUCCCAGCUCCAGCUCAAAGCAGGAGGCCAGUCCAAUGGCCCACAAAAGAACUGACCUGAGACACCUGAAAAUGUGUGAGCUGCAUUUUUAGGAACCUACCCCCAGCUCUUCUUUCUGACAUAUUGACCUCGUGCUGAUGGUGCUGGUAAAAUGGGGAGAAUCAGAGCAAAUGAGCUGAAGAAGAGGGAUGGCUUAGUAGCUGGUGCUGGGCUUUGGCUACUGUAACAGCAUCCCCAGGCUCUGCUCAGUGGUUCCUCUUCUCUCUUCUCUCUGGCAUUCUCCUCUAAAUUGUCAGUGGACUUUCUUUAGUUGCCUUAAGCUUGCCUAAGCACAUGGGUGACCUUGGCCGCUCUGUCAUGCUCUUGCAUCUUAGAUGUCCUUGUGCUUCCAGCUGGACCUGGCCCUGAGGCCACUUUGACCAGUUCCAUUCUGGCCAGGCUGGUUCUCAGCCCCUGUGUGUGCCUGUGUCCAGCCAGCUCUGUGGCUGCAGGGCAGCACAGCCCCCAGGCAGACACCCUGUGCUGGCUGCAUCAGAACCUGGAAGCCCGUGCUUUGCUUUGCCCAGGAGGCAUGAACUGUGUUACUCUGAAGUGGGUAAAAAGAAAGGAUCUCAGUGUGAUUUGCAUCACAGUCAAAGGGCUUCAGCUCACAGCUCUGCUGGAGUUUUCACUGAAGCAGUGAGUGGCAGAGCCUGUUCUUGCUGUAAAUCGCACAAAUCUGUUCUGUUGGAGGUGAGUGAGGAGCUGUCUGAUUGUAUACAUCUAUCCAGAAACCUGACACCUCAGUCUGACCUUGGGAUUUGCUAACUGUUUAAAAUAUUUCUUACUUAGUAAAAUGCCCUGGUGCUCUCAGUGAGAAAUGCCAAACCUGCUUCUGGACAAUUCAGCCUUCUGGAUAGAUUCUUCUUUUCUAGCCCAAGGAAAGCAGUAGAUUUUCAAAAGCAGUUUGUAGUUUGGGUAUUUCUGCUUUUGGGUAAGUCUUCAGCAUUGCUUAGAAUUCAGGGGCCAUUUAGAAUAUUGUGCUGAACACUCAGAGUCAUUUAGUGCAGGUUAGGGAAGAAAAAGAAAUCCUGAUCUUGAUGUUUUGGUUCCCAAAAACCAAGUGCAGAGAGAAGAUUUACCAAUGUAUCAAAAAUACCUGGUGAGAAGAGAGUUGACUUGCUGUGUAUUAGCUGUGUAUUUCCUGAAGCAGGACUCGGAUCUAUUAGGAGUUUUUCUGUUGUCUCUUCCUUUGGGCUCCUUUACCUGGAAUUUCACUCCCCCACCCCAGUGCCCUGUGUUUGUGUCCUGGAUUGGUGGUUACUGUGUCUUUCCCUCCCUUUCAGUUCGUUUCUGUUCCUCUCUUACGUUCUUGCAUGUGCACAGAGCAAAGUGCAUCUGCUGCUGGCCAUACUCUGCUCUGAGCCUGGAGCCACACCUCGCAGUGACGAUCACCCUUCCUUUCACUUUGUUUUGUUUUUGUUGCACGUUUUAGUUGAGUUCCUACCCAGCCUCACUUGGUAGACCAUGGGAGCCCUAACCAGACUCUGGUCAGCGUGCGUGUGACAGCAUAAAUGGGGCUUUGCUGCUGCUGCUGCUGAUUCAAGUGCUGAAAAACUGAGUGUCUCUGUGUUUUCCAAGUCUCCCUGCAUGGUUUGAGCUGCCCACUCCCAGCUGCUGCUCCCGCCCUCCCUGUGGCUGAGACUGGUCCCUGCUGUGCCUCGCAGGGGAGGCCAGAGCUGCACACACACGUGCUGAUCCGAGGGGCUGAGGAAAGGUCGCUGCUGACUGCAUCUCCCUCAGCCUCCUCAGAGAGCUGGGAAGGGCUGCACAGCCAGCACCUCCUGGGCAUGGCCCAGAGCCAGGAGAGGCCUGCAGCAGAAAGAGGCGCUGCAGAUUGAUUAAUUCUGUUGUAACUUGCAUGAAUUGUUCCUUGUAGCCAAACCGGACCCAUAACCUUGUAGUAAAGAGAUUUUUGUCCCUUUUAGAGACUUUGCACGCUCACCCGAGCAUGUGUACAGGCAGGAUGAUGGCAGAGCAGCUGCCAAGCUUCUCUUUAAGCCUCUGCUCCCUGGGUUUCAUGAUGUUCUGGUGCAGCGUGUGACAUCCCAUUCACGGAUCCUUGUCCUACGUAGAGGCCUCCUACACAGAGAGACGAGCUGCCAGAAAAUGCCGUGGCUUUGCUUGUCUUCAUCACCCAGCAGAUGUGCACUGUGACUCCGUGUAUGCAAACCUCCCACUUUCACCUGCCAGCCUGCACUGAGUUUCACCACCACACUCGACCAGAUUGCAAUAGCAACCUUCUCCUCCUCUCCAGCAACCCAAGAGCUGCAGCAUCUCCACACACCUCUUCCCACCCGCGUUCCAGAGCAGGAACACUGUAACCUGUCACUGCACUUCUGUGGCUGCUCACUCAAACUGUUCUUGGAAGGGGGUUUGGUGACCUUGUCCAAAGCAAUAGAGAGACUUUGGGGUUUAUUACUGAAGAGGGAAGUUUUUCAUUCUGGUGCUAGAACUCUCUCCCGUGGUGCUCUCACGGUUGUGAAGCCUUUGCUUGAGGAGCACACGAGUGUGUGUGUGUGUGUGUGUGUGUGUGUGUGUGCGUGCAGAUGUACAAAAACAUUUGCAAGGUUUCUUCAUUUCAGAAGAUCUGAGCCCAUGUUUGUCUUUAUAUUGUUGGCCUUAAUCAAGCUCGUGGAUACUGUGUCUAUCUUGCUGCUCUUUUCUGUACAAAGCUGGUUUGGAGGAAGCAGAAGUUUAUCUGGUCCCCCUGUAAAAAUAUCCAUGACUGAUGAUGUUGAUCUUCAUACAGUGUUGUUCAGAGGGGAGAUUUUAUUUUUCUAAUACUUUUCCUACUGUAAAAACUGUUGGAGUGUAUGGAGUGGGAAAGAUCUUUACAAAAUGCCCUGAUAAAGAUCUGAACAUGACUUAAUCAUACCAACAAUUAAUGAUAAGGUCAAGUAUAAAUGAGCUUUAUUUCCAGACCUUUUCCAUUUCCUACUUUCCAUUGAAAAUGUCCAGGUUCUUUUUCUUUGGCUAUGGGCUUGUUAGGCAUGUUCUGAGACCUUGCAGAUACUUUAGAUGAUUUUGCUGUUCUGAAUUAGAAAGAAUUUGUAUUUUGGAGUCUGGUUCCAGUCCCGCAGUCCGGGGAGUUAGGCAGAUGUGACAAAUAUUAUGCACAUAUCUAUUUGAUGGGAUAGAGGGAGUGGGUAGAAGAAGUUGCUGGUUUCUGAAGUUUGUCAUACCUUUUUACAUAAAGUCUUAGACAUUAAAUUGGUCACUGGAGGGGAAAAGCUCAUUGCUGGCAUAUGUAGGCCAGAUUCACUGAAUUUUAGGCUAUUUGUUCAAGCAACAGAUGAGGCCUGUGAAUGUUUGAUUCCCACUCCCUCUUCCUGGGUGCUGGGAACAUCUGUAAAUCCCUGCUGAACUGGCUGGGUUCCUUGUAACAGGGCAGCUGGACUGAAGGGCUUCUGUUGCCUGUGGAUGCUGCUAUAUUUUUCUUCCAAGCACCAUUCCUGGAAAUAACAAUGAUCUUAACCUCUCUCACAGACAUUUGUUAAAAGGCUAGAAUGGGCCAAUUUGGCCCAUACUUUUUUUUUUUUUUUUUUUUUUUUUUUAAUAUAUGUUGCAUCCAGAAAUUAUCAUCAUUGUGUCCUGGGGUGGGAGUAAGGUACAAAGUAUUUCUUGAUUGAAUGGGUAUCUAGAGAGGGUGAGGAGGACAACUUCAAGUCCUAAACCUUAUUUCCUGUGAAAGAAAGACUGUAUGUUAUGUGUGUGUACUUCUUUGGGGAGCUCUCUCACUGUACAGUUUAGUUAAACAUGCUCCAAGGAGGGAGAAGCUGUUCCUCGGAGGUUUUUAGUUCAUGCUUUGUGUUUAAAGAGGAAUAUUUUUCUUUAAAAAAUAAAACCGGAUAAGUUUUCACCUUA